AACACCAAGGGGCUGGAGCACGGCAAGUACUGUCGCACUCCAGUGUUUAUUCCUCUGUCUUCCGUAUCCCGGCCAUUCCACCGGCCACCUCACUCCCACCAUUUCCACGCCAAGAGCCUUACUCUUUAAUUUUUGGUACCUGUCUCUGUUUCUCUUUAAUUUUUUCUGCCUUAAUUGUUUUUUCCCACACCUCAACUAGAAUACCCAUAUGCUGAAAAAUGGUUUGCGCCGUGGAAUUAAUUGGGAUUGUGUGUGGGUGGAUGUGGUAUCGGUAUAGUGUGCUAGAGAGUGGCGAGAGUCGGGAAGCUUGACGCCGACGAUGGCGGAAGUUGCAGCUUUCGUCAAACCGAAGCCGCGGCCAAUUAUUCGGAUCGGCCUUUUUCUCAUUUCUCAGAGUCUUUUAGUCAGCAUCAUAUGUUGCGUAGCUGGAGUUUUAGCUCUCCUGCUUUUGCCUGUUCUCGCCAAGAACACUUAUAUCUCAGAGAAUGCGUUAAUGCCUGGUUCUGCAAGCCCUAUGCUCUCUAGUGCUGAUGCUUCAGAUGGGCAUAUAUUUCUAAACAAGAUAAUGAGUAUGGAUUCAACUUCUACCAACACUGGCACUGAAAUUCCAGAGAUGAUAGGAAAGCACAUAAUAGAAUCAGGCGGUGAAGUUAAUUAUCACCAAAUCCAACCAAUAUCUGAUAAUUUUCACCCCCUGCAGUUUUUCUUGGGUCCUGAUGUCGGUAUAGUCCAAGAAAACUACAGUUGUACAUCUUAUGGGAUCAAUACUGUUGGAAUAGUAAGAGCUCCACGUGGUGAUGGGAAGGAAGCUAUUGUUAUACUAACACCUUAUAAUUCUGUCAAGACCACUACUAGUGAAGCAUUAUCUCUUGGCGUCGCAUACUCAGUCUUCUCUCUGCUUUCUCGAGUUAGUUGGCUUGCUAAAGAUAUUAUAUGGCUUGCUGCUGAUUCAAGACAUGGGGAACAUGCUGCAGUUGCUGCAUGGCUGAGAGAUUAUUAUGCUCUAUCACGCGGUGACUUGGAGAAAAAUCAGGAUAUGUGCGUUGCAAGUAGUGUUCUUGGGCAUGAAUUGACUUCUGUACAGAGAAAUGGGGUUUCUAAUGGUUUUCGACGUGCUGGCACAAUGGCAGCUGCACUUGUCAUUAAGGUCGCUGAUAGCAGCACAGGAUUUGAGAAGGAUGGUCUCAAGAUAUAUGCUGAAGCUUCCAAUGGGCAGAUGCCAAAUCUGGACCUCAUCAACAUUGUCAAUUAUUUGGCUGUGCAUGGACAGGGAUUACAAGUGAGGGUGGAGAAAAUUUGGUCUCUGCUUGAUUCUUGGUGGCUGUACAGCCUGGGUGAACUACAGGAGUUGCUCGGCAAGGUUGCUAAAAGCUUAAAUCCUGAUUGGAAAUUUGGCAUCCCUGCUUCUGACUACGUUGAAGGCUGCGCCACUCUUGCCAGUUCCCUUUACAAUCAGGCUUUAGGUGUUCCAACUGGUCCACAUGGAGCCUUCCGUGAUUUUCAAGUUGAUUCUAUUACUUUGGAAUUCUCGCCAAGGUUCUCGUCAAGUCAGAGGGUUCUGUUCCUUUUGCAUGUUGGGAGGUUGGUUGAAGGAGUCAUAAGGUCUGUGAAUAAUCUUCUCGAGAAGUUUCAUCAGUCCUUUUUUCUUUAUCUCAUGACAUCACCUAGUAGAUUUGUUUCAGUUGGGGUAUAUAUGAUUGCCUUUGCAUUGCUCAUUGCACCCCUUCCAUUGGUUGCUGCUGCUCUCUUUUCUGAUAAAUUGAAGUCUGGGAAGGAUGAUGUCAGUUUGGAACCAUCUCAUCCUGGUGAAUCAUUCCCAACUUUUACAGCAUGGAACUGGCUUCACACUGCAAAAACUGUUCUCAUUGUCCAUUUAUGGGGUGCAAUUGUAACAAUAAUUCCUUAUUUUCUCAGCCAAUUUCCUAAUUCCUCACCAUUAACCAACCUUUCGAUGUGGAUCGCGUCUUCAUUAGUCGGGCUCUUCUUCACAUGUGCAGCAUCUGGUUCUUUAUCUAUCUCACGUGCUAGCCAACUGCAAAUCAGGGAAUGGACUCUCCUUAAGGCUGUGACUGUUACUGCUGCUUUCAUAGGACUCUGUCUCAUGUCUGUGAUAAAUUAUGCAACAGCACAAAUCGGAGCCCUGCUACUAGUUCCGAUGUGUUUAAUGGCUGUACCCUUGAGGAUCGACAUGGCAGACAAAACGAUGAAGGCACUUCUCCGUGGAGCUUGUAACAUUUUAUUGGUAUUUGCUGGAUUUCCUCCAACUGCAUUUCUUAUGAUGAGAGGUGCAUUAGAUAGUUUCGAGAGAGUUAGAAUAGAUGACUUCUGGAAUUGGACCGAGUCCCUUAGGGCAUGGAACAGUGCUACUUACAUCUAUAUUUGCAUGGUUCAUCUCCCCUGCUGGGUUCUCUGUAUUCGCAUUUUACUACUUCGCCGUUGAGCUGUCCCAAACUCGUAUACUCCUCCCUCGUUGUAUCAGUUCAUUAGAUAUCAAGACAGUAUACAAUUAUUUUGCUUGAACCUUUGUAGUUUACUGGGUGUAUUUCAUACUAUCAGAUUUCAUGACAAGGGAGGAGCCACUCCCUCUUUAGGAACAA
Salvia splendens (bonfire salvia) is the source of this 2597-nucleotide messenger RNA. RefSeq names its product glycosylphosphatidylinositol anchor attachment 1 protein. The record is from RefSeq and is a predicted model, not a curated record. The transcript is spliced from 7 exons. Gene Ontology annotation, cellular component: GPI-anchor transamidase complex; membrane. The coding region runs from base 320 to 2440 and encodes 706 amino acids. NCBI's taxonomy places the organism in Eukaryota, Viridiplantae, Streptophyta, Magnoliopsida, Lamiales, Lamiaceae. Gene Ontology annotation, biological process: attachment of GPI anchor to protein.